Ostrinia nubilalis (European corn borer) is the source of this 3438-nucleotide messenger RNA. RefSeq names its product NADH-ubiquinone oxidoreductase 75 kDa subunit, mitochondrial (gene ND-75). NCBI's taxonomy places the organism in Eukaryota, Metazoa, Arthropoda, Insecta, Lepidoptera, Crambidae. The transcript is spliced from 14 exons. Gene Ontology annotation, cellular component: membrane. Gene Ontology annotation, biological process: ATP synthesis coupled electron transport; cellular respiration. Bases 160 to 2349 code for a protein of 729 amino acids. Gene Ontology annotation, molecular function: NADH dehydrogenase (ubiquinone) activity; iron-sulfur cluster binding. The record is from RefSeq and is a predicted model, not a curated record.
UGUCACCCAUUUCUGAAAUUUUUAGACAAAAUUAUUGGUACGAAAUUUUCAAUAAAUACGACGUAGAUUAUUUAAAAACUACUAAAAUUAUCCACAAAAUUAUAAUCUAGAUAAUACAGAAACAGCUUAGGCUUGAAAGUAUAAAUAUUUACAUAGAAAAUGCUACGCCAGCCGCUGUCUCGGGCGCUUGCGCUGAGCUCGUCGGCGCGCGCGGCCCCGCUGGCGGCCCGCCAGUACUCGGUGCCAGCGCAGCCUGAGAAAGUAGAAGUCUUCAUUGAUGACCAACCUGUACAUGUCCUACCAGGAACCACUGUUUUGCAGGCAGCUGCUCAGGUCGGAGUAGAAAUCCCAAGAUUCUGUUACCAUGAACGUUUGGCAGUUGCUGGCAACUGCCGAAUGUGUCUGGUCGAGGUUGAGAAGUCACCCAAGCCCGUCGCAGCCUGUGCCAUGCCCGUCAUGAAAGGCAUGAGGGUCAAAACCAACUCAGACCUGACCAGGAAGGCAAGAGAGGGUGUAAUGGAGUUCCUUCUUGUGAACCAUCCACUGGAUUGUCCCAUUUGCGACCAGGGUGGAGAAUGUGAUCUGCAGGAUCAGUCUAUGGCUUUUGGAUCAGAUAGGAGCCGUUUCACUGACAUACAUUUCUCUGGUAAAAGGGCAGUAGAAGACAAAGACGUGGGCCCGCUCAUCAAAACGAUCAUGACACGGUGCAUCCACUGCACGCGCUGCAUCCGGUUCGCGUCGGAAGUGGCUGGCGUUGACGAUUUCGGCACCACUGGCAGAGGCACUGACAUGCAGGUUGGAACAUAUGUGGAGAAAAUGUUCCUCUCAGAGUUGUCUGGCAACAUCAUUGACCUGUGCCCUGUGGGAGCCCUGACCUCGAAACCCUACAGCUUUGCUGCACGACCCUGGGAGACCAGGAGGAUUGACUCCGUCGACGUUUUAGACCCUCUGGGUAGCAAUAUCGUCGUCGCCACGCGCACCAAUGAAGUGUUGCGUAUUCUUCCUAGGACUAAUGAGGAGAUCAACGAGGAGUGGCUCUCAGACAAGUCGCGCUUUGCGUGCGACGGGCUCAAGCGACAGAGACUGGUCACGCCCAUGCUGAAAGACAGCCGCGGGAACCUCGUGCCGGCCGAGUGGGAAGACGCCGUCGUGGCCGCCGCGAGGGCCCUACGCGACUGCCCGCCCGACAAGCUGCUAGCAGUAGGGGGCGGCAUGGCAGACGCGGAAUCCCUGGUAGCCUUGAAGGACCUGGUGAACCGCCUGGGCUCGGAGCAGGCCUGCACCGAACAUUACUUCCCCAUGCAGGGCGCCGGCACUGAUCUGCGCUCGUCGUAUCUGCUGAACACUAAGAUUGCCAACGUUGAGGACGCGGACUACGUGCUCCUGAUCGGCACGAACGUGCGCUUCGAGGCUCCGCUGCUCAACGCGCGUAUCCGCAAGGCCUUCAUCCACAAGGAGGCCGAUGUGGCGCUCAUUGGCCCGCAAGUCGACCUCACCUACGACUACACGUACGUCGGCGACUCAGCGUCCAUAGUCAAGGAGCUAGCCACCGGCACGUCUUCGCACGAGGUCCUCAAGCGCCUGCAGCAGGCCAAGCGUCCCGUGGUGAUCCUGGGCGCCGACCAGCUGGCUGGAGACGAGGGAGCGGCGCUGCUGGCGCAUACGCAGGAACUCGCGCUCCGGCUGCAGGACCAGCUGCAGGACAAGGACUGGAAGGUUCUGAACGUCCUCCAACGCACGGCUUCUCAAGUGGCCGCCUUGGACAUCGGAUACAAACCAGGCGUAGGCGCGGCGCUGGCGGCCGGACCCAAGGUCGUGUACUUGCUGGGCGCAGACAGCGGCGCCGUCACCAGGGAGGCCUUGCCCGAGGACGUCACCGUCAUCUACCAGGGCCACCACGGCGACGCGGGCGCGUCAAUAGCUGACAUCGUGCUGCCGGGCGCGGCCUACACCGAGAAGCGCGCCACCUACGUCAACGCAGAGGGCCGCGCACAGCAGGCGCUCGUGUGUGUCACCCCGCCCGGCAAGGCGCGCGAGGACUGGAAGAUUAUUCGAGCUCUAUCGGAAGUGGUUGGUGCUGGUCUACCUUACGACACGCUGGACGAGGUGCGCGAGCGCCUGAGUCAGGUCAGCCCGGCGCUCGUGGCCUACGGCGACGUGCAGCCCAACAACUACUUCGCACAAGCGCGGGCGCUCGCACAGAGCCUCCAGAAGCCCGUGUCCGGCAAGCUAACUGUCCAGCUGAAGGAGCUAGAAGACUUCUUCAUGACGGACGCCAUCAGCCGUGCCUCACCCACAAUGGCCAAAUGCGUGGCCGCCGUACGCAAGCAGAAGACCUCGCCAUACUAAGCGGACAGUUGGGGACCACGCCUACUCAUAUCUAUGACCGGGAUCGUAAUUUCGCAAUACUGUAAUGCUGGUGGAUUUUUUAAGAAUACAGAUUGUAGUCGUUGGCACGUUAACGAAAUGGACUAAUCUCGAUUGAUUUUGAACUUUAUAAUAAAACACGUGAAGUUUAAGAUAUGUUGAGAGGGUAUUGAUAUUUUCUGUUCUGGUUUGAGAAACGAGGUAUUUUCAGUUGUUUGUUACUGUUGUCGCCAUUGGUAUACGAGAUUUCAGUGUUGCUCUCAGUUUGAAUGAUGACACAGAUGCAUGACGAUGUGCAUAGUCUUUAAACUUUUUCUUAUUCUCUGCAUUAUGACUAGUAAGAGUCACAAAAGGGUUUCAUAAUUUGUUAAAGAACAUUGCGAUUAUAUCACCGCUUGCGUAAAUUAGAUGCCUUCAAAUCUCGGUCAGUGACAGUAAAUUGAUUCAAUAACAGUUGGCAUGGUCCCCGUAGGUUGCAUGUCACCAGCAACGGUGCUUGAUGUUAUGUUGAAUUGGGUACACGAAUGCUGUAGCAGCAAUAAGGUAUUUAACUCAAUAUAAUAAUACUGUAAUGCAAAAAAUCUACCUAAAAGUUACAGUAUUCGUGUCUCUAAAUUCUAAAAGAUUAUCUUAAGUAAUUCCUGGUUACUUUUGUUUGAGUGCCAUCAAAUACUUAUAUUUUAUUCGCAAAAUGCUUACGUAAUUUAUUCCACAACACUGUAUUUUGUGGCACUCAAACAACUGUGGGCAUUUUUAGGUAAUUAUUAAAAUUCUAUUACGCCUUUCUGCAAUCAUUUUUACGAAGAAAAUACUACAGAAAUGCACUUCGUACAGUCUUUUGGAUGACAUCUGACUGUACUGUACAUUGUGAUCAAGUAUUUAUUUUGUUAUUUAAUAUAAGCGUAAUGUUUCAAACUUUCCGAUAUUAAAUUAAUCAAAUCAUGAUAAUAUAAUGUAGAAAUGGGACGCAGCCGGAACGUAAGUGAAAGGAAUUUUGGUUGUAAGGACAAAGUUUUGUAUAUAGUAAACGUUUGUAGUAUACAAAUAAAUGUAGUAUAAUGAUUGUCGAAA